Messenger RNA from Fusarium mangiferae, 132 nucleotides. RefSeq lists its product as uncharacterized. The transcript has 2 exons. The coding region runs from base 1 to 132 and encodes 43 amino acids. The record is from RefSeq and is a predicted model, not a curated record. Lineage: Eukaryota; Fungi; Ascomycota; Sordariomycetes; Hypocreales; Nectriaceae.
AUGAGCAAAUACCACUCCAGCAUCAUGCUCCGCAAUUUGCCUUCAUUAGCAAGCCACUCACUUGGCUGCUCAAAGCCUGUUGUCGCGACGUUCUCCUUAUCACUCCACGCCCCUCAACAUGUACGGAUCUAA